CUUACCAAAUCAUAUUCCCUUCUUCGUUCCUUCCUUCCUUCUUAUCUUUCCUUUCAGCCUCUUAUUUUCCACAAACACAAAAAUCAUUUCUAAAUCCAAAUAAACCUUCUUCUUUUUUGCAGAUCUACUUAUGGAACUCAUCGGCUAUGCUUCCACUUUCUCACUUUAAUCCCACCUUCUACGAUCCAAUUUCACCAUUUUAUCCAUCCAAUCAAACCCCAAUCGAUGUCUGUAGAGCGAUCAUUCGAAGCAUGGGAAGAAGUACAACGUCACGGCCUAGAUCUAGCCGACAGAUUAACCCACGGUUUCACUGACCUCAUCCACUCACACAUCACCCCGCCAUCCUUCAACUGGCCAAACCCUCACCCACCAAAGCUAUUCGAUGUCGAAUUCAAUACCCAAUUGGUGGAACAUGAUUUCAGGAUGUUGGUUGACAGUACUAGCAAUGGGAUUAAUGGGGUUUCUGCGAUUUUUGAUAUAGGGAAUAAGUUGGGCCAGGUUGGGGCGGACUUUGGAGCGAGUUUGAAUGGGGUUGUUCAGCAGUUUGUUAGGCGGUUGCCCGUCCCGUUUCGGCAUGAGGAAGAUACGGUUAUGUUGAGGGUGGAUGAUGGGGUGCAGAGGGCUGCUGAUUUGGGGAUUAGUAUGCAGGUUAAUGAGGAUUUGGGGACGAUUGCGAAGCGGUUCAAGGAGUUCGGGUUUGAUGAGAUGGAGACGGAGACAGGGAAGGGGAAGGAUGAGUCGGGUGGGGAGGAGGUUGCUGGGAUUAAUUUGAAGGCUGCUGGAUUUUCGGGCCGGAGUCAGGGAGUUCUUAAUUUUUCGACAAUGUUUGAUAGUCGAACAUGUGGUCUAGAAAGUUCUUUAGCCGCAAGGGGAGACAUCUGGAGGAUUGAAGCAUCAAAUGGCAGUUUAACUUCCGGAAAUGUGAAUUCAAAUCUUUUUCUUGUUCAGCUUGGACCCGUCCUCUUUAUCCGUGACUCCACUCUUCUUUUACCGGUUCAUUUGUCAAAAAAACAUUUACUUUGGUAUGGUUAUGACAGAAAGAAUGGAAUACAUUCUCUUUGUCCAGCUGUGUGGUCAAAGCAUAGAAGAUAUUUAUUGAUGUCAAUGUUGUGUCUCAAUCCCAUGGCUUGUACGUUCAUGGAUUUGCAGUUUCCAAACGGUCAGCUCACGUACGUUGCUGGUGAAGGCAUAUCCACUAGCGCUUUUCUACCCCUUUUUGGCGGUCUGCUUCAAGCACAAGGGCAAUAUCCAGGAGAAAUGAAGUUCAGUUUCUCAUGCAAGAAUAAAUGGGGAACACGGAUCACGCCCAUGGUUCAAUGGCCUGCGAAAUCAUUUACAUUGGGGUUUGAACAAGCUUUGGCUUGGAAACGAUCGGGUCUCAUGGUGAGGCCUACAGUUCAGUUCAGCUUACAUCCGACAAUCGGUGGAAGCAACCCUGGACUGAAGGCAGAACUUGUGCAUUCGCUAAACGAGGAACUGAGUCUCAUCGGUGGGUGUUCUUUAGUUUCACACCCUACUGCUUUUGCAUCAGUGUCGCUAGGUAGGUCAAAGUGGAACGGGAAUGUUGGGAAAACCGGGGUAGUAUUGAGAGCUGAAACACCCCUUGGGAAUGUCGGCCGGCCUUCGUUUUCCAUUCAGUUAAAUAGUGGUAUUGAAUUUUGAUGACGAAGAAUACGGUCUUUAUAUUGUUAAGUUUUAAAGCUAUAUGGGUUAGUUCAUGUAUAUAUAUGUGAAGUUGUGAACAUAUGCUUUGAGUUUGAGCUACCACCUUUUUUUGUACGACUCUGAGCUUGAAACCAUGUUCGGAUGGUAGCGCAUAUGUAUUCCAGUUGCUGUUUGGAAGAUAAAUGAACAAUAAGUCUCGUGUAUACUCAAAACUAGUUCUUGUACUUGUAAAGUAAUUGGAAGUAUGUGAAUGUGUUUCAAUGAAGGGAUCUUGAUA
Messenger RNA from Helianthus annuus (common sunflower), 1942 nucleotides. RefSeq lists its product as uncharacterized. Bases 226 to 1662 code for a protein of 478 amino acids. The transcript has 7 exons. The record is from RefSeq and is a predicted model, not a curated record. NCBI's taxonomy places the organism in Eukaryota, Viridiplantae, Streptophyta, Magnoliopsida, Asterales, Asteraceae.